Messenger RNA from Exophiala mesophila, 1569 nucleotides. RefSeq lists its product as uncharacterized. Lineage: Eukaryota; Fungi; Ascomycota; Eurotiomycetes; Chaetothyriales; Herpotrichiellaceae. Gene Ontology annotation, biological process: transmembrane transport. The transcript has 4 exons. Bases 1 to 1569 code for a protein of 522 amino acids. The record is from RefSeq and is a predicted model, not a curated record. Gene Ontology annotation, cellular component: membrane. Gene Ontology annotation, molecular function: transmembrane transporter activity.
AUGGCUGAUGAUAAGCGGAUUGUUGAACAAGAUGGUGACGGCUACCGGAACAGAUUGGGUUCCGAGGUCGCCGUGGGAAUCGAUGACAUCAGCGCCAUUCCCAAGGGCGAGACCGACCCCGUAUACGAGGCAAAGGCCAAAGUGCUAAAUCGAGCUAUCCAGGACAUUGGAAUGGGACGGUAUCAAUGGCAAUUAUUCAUUGUCGUUGGCUUUGGCUGGGCUAUGGAUAACCUGUGGCCCAUAACCACAUCGCUCAUUUUCACUCCAAUCACCAAUGAGUUCAACCCAUCGAGGCCGCCAUUGUUGACACUAUCGCAAAAUAUUGGGUUGCUUGCAGGAGCCAUGUUUUGGGGCUUUGGAUGCGAUAUCUUUGGCCGCAAGUGGGGCUUCAACAUCACAUUGGGGAUCAUCUCGGUCUUUGGUCUUGCAUCUGCAGGUUCUCCUAACUUUGCCGCGAUUGGAUGCUUCGCAGCCUUGUGGUCAUUCGGCGUCGGAGGCAACCUUCCGGUUGACAGUGCGAUAUUCCUCGAAUUCCUUCCUGGAUCGCAUCAAUAUCUUCUGACGGUCCUGUCUAUUGACUGGGCACUGGCGCAACUUAUCGCGACAUUGAUUGCCUGGCCACUUCUCGGGAACAUGACGUGCCAAGAAGGCGAGACUUGCACACGGUCUGCUAAUAUGGGAUGGAGAUAUUACGUCCUUGCCGUAGGCGGACUCACUCUUGUCAUGUUCAUCAUCCGAUUUGGAGUUUUUUCAAUUUACGAGUCGCCCAAGUACAACAUGGGUAAAGGUAAGGACGAGGAAGCAGUGCGAAUUGUUCAUGAGGUGGCUCGGCGCAAUGGGAAAACUACGUCUUUAACGAUCGAGGACUUGAAAGCUUGUGAGCUUUUGGGUGGUGGUCAGGCUCAGCAGACUAAUGCGUCAGCUGCAAUCAAACGAAAACUCGCAGCGUUCAAUGGUGAACAUGUGCGUGCGCUCUUCGCGACCAAGAAGCUCGCCUUUAGCACGACGAUGAUCAUGUUUAUUUGGGCGUUUAUUGGGUUGGGAUAUCCGCUCUACAAUGCGUAUCUUCCAUACCUUCAAAGCAUCCGUGGGGCAGAAUUCGGCGAUGGAUCCACCUACAUCACUUACCGCAACCAAGUAAUUAUCGCAGUUCUUGGUGUCCCGGGCGCAAUUCUUGGAGGCUUCUUGGUGGAGAUUCGCAGCUUCGGACGCAAAGGAACAUUGUCACUCUCUACGACUCUCACGGGUGUCUUCCUUUACUGUUCAACCACAGCCCGCAGCUCCGACGCUCUCCUGGGCUGGAACUGCGCAUAUAAUUUCACCAGCAACAUCAUGUAUGCAGUUUUAUAUGCCUAUACCCCAGAAAUCUUCAGAUCACGCGACCGUGGAUCUGGCUCAGCACUUUGUGCUUCGGCGAACCGAGUGUUUGGAAUCAUGGCCCCAAUUGUGGCGAUGUUUGCAAAUCUGGAGACAGUGGCUCCGGUGUAUACAAGUGGAGCUUUGUUCAUUGCUGCUGGAUUGGCGGCGAUUUUCCUUCCAUUUGAGAGUCAAGGCAAGGCUAGCCUGUGA